Molecule: messenger RNA, 367 nt
Organism: Cryptomeria japonica (Japanese cedar)
Lineage: Eukaryota; Viridiplantae; Streptophyta; Pinopsida; Cupressales; Cupressaceae
Product: ATP synthase subunit alpha, chloroplastic-like
Exons: 1
Biological process (GO): proton transmembrane transport; proton motive force-driven ATP synthesis; translation
Cellular component (GO): ribosome
Molecular function (GO): ATP binding; ADP binding; structural constituent of ribosome
Source: RefSeq, a predicted model, not a curated record
AUGGCAACUAUUCGACCCGAUGAAAUCAGUAGUAUAAUACGUAAACAGAUUGAACAAUAUAAUAACGAGGUCCAAGUUGUUAAUAUUGGUACUGUACUUCAAGUAGGGGAUGGCAUUGCUCAUAUUCAUGGUCUUGAUAAAGUAAUGGCAGGGGAAUUAGUAGAAUUCGUAGAUGGUACAGUAGGUAUUGCCCUAAAUCUAGAAUAUAAUAAUGUUGGAGUUGUAUUAAUAGAUAAUCUAAAUAUGAAUAAAGAGAAGAGGAUAAUAGUAACCUGGUCUCGGAGAUCUGCCAUUGUACCCACAAUGAUCGGUCAUACCAUUGUUGUUCAUAAUGGAAAGUCACAUUUACCCAUUUUUAUAUCAAAUG